Messenger RNA from Rotaria socialis, 1542 nucleotides. The record is from the annotation of a GenBank genome assembly. Lineage: Eukaryota; Metazoa; Rotifera; Eurotatoria; Philodinida; Philodinidae.
AUGACCGAACCUAUCGAAGAAAAGUCAGAUGAAAGUAGUUCAAGUUUUAACGGGGAACCACCAAUAAUAAUAGAACCCACUACUACUACUGAAACCAUAUCUGCUCUUGUCAAUGGGAGUUCAUUAGUUGAUUCAAAUACUAUUCAUCAUUCGAGAGAGAGCAGUCCGCAAACUGUACGUCGUCGUAGUAGUAGUGUAUCAAUUAUUCAAGCUCUUGGUAAUACACGUCAUUUACUUUCAACGAAUGAUGCUCGAAAACGAAAUUUUCUAGUGGGAGCAUCUAGACAAGUACCAGAAAAUACAGCAAAUGACAUUAAUUCAGUUUUUCCGUCGGGACGAGUAUUGACAAUCAUGAUGGUCACAUGGAAUACAGGUGAAGCAUCAAAAUUAUAUGAACAAAAUUAUACUCCAACAGCGCGACAAACUAUACAACCAAAAGAGCGUAUGCUCGAUGAUAUGUCUGAUAUAUUGCUACCGACAUUUAUUGAUUAUGUUUCGGAUUUGAUUAUUGUCUGUACUCAAGAGAUGUCUGUUGCAAAAAAACGAAUUGACUGGGAAAUUUUACUUCAAGAAGUUAUUGGACCAGCGCACGUGCUAUUUCAUUCAAUACAUUUCGGUACAUUAUCAUUAUGUAUAUUUUUACGACGUGAUUUAAUAUGGUUUUGUACUGAACCCGAAGAAGAUAUUAUUAAAUUUCGAGUCGUAGGUCCUGUUCGUACUAAAGGUUCAUUAGUAAUAACAUUCAAUUUAUUUGGAACAUCAUUUAUGAUUAUUAAUUCACAUUUUGAAGCCGGUCAUGGUACUGAAGGUCGUGCAAAUAGACGAUUAAAUUUCUAUAAUACAACAACAAAAUUAACAAUACCACAUGAAUUUAUUCAAAGAACUGUUCAAAAAACUAAACGUAUAACAGCUUUAGUCGAACCUUAUGCUUCACAAAAUACGGAAUCGAAUUCAUCAGUGAGUUCUACGUCGCGUGCAGAUCUCGACAUAACAAAAUCAUGCGAUUGUGUUUUUUGGGCAGGUGAUAUGAAUUUUCGAAUUGAUAUUUCACAUGAUCAAGUAUUAGAACUUUGUAAAGAACAAAAUUAUAAAGAAAUUUUAGUUAAAGAUGAAUUCCGUUUGUCACAGACAAAUCCAAACGAUAUCUAUGCUGCUUUCAAAGAAGCUGAUAUUGAAUUUCCUCCAACCUACAAAUUUGAUUUACGAUAUGAUGAUGAUGAUAUUUAUGCCAAACACAGGACACCUUCAUAUACAGAUCGUAUUCUCUAUCGCGAUAAGCCAACAUCAUUGAUUGAAUGUACACAAUAUAAAUCCGUGGCAGGUGUAAAACAUUCAGAUCAUAAACCUGUUCUUGCACAUUUUCGUGUUAAACUCAAACCCGGUUUACACACAGGAAAUCUUUCGUAUGGACAAUUUAAUCAUGAAGUUUACAAAAGUGGUUGUAAACAACGUGAAAGGCAUCAUUCUCUGGGUGUUGGUGUAGCACAUAAUCCGAAACGCCGAACAGCAAUUCAAAGAAGUUCUGUUUGUGUAAUUCAGUGA